Brienomyrus brachyistius is the source of this 3839-nucleotide messenger RNA. Its product is annotated as glycogen phosphorylase, muscle form-like. Lineage: Eukaryota; Metazoa; Chordata; Actinopteri; Osteoglossiformes; Mormyridae. The record is from RefSeq and is a predicted model, not a curated record. Gene Ontology annotation, cellular component: cytoplasm. The transcript has 20 exons. Gene Ontology annotation, molecular function: glycogen phosphorylase activity; pyridoxal phosphate binding. Gene Ontology annotation, biological process: glycogen catabolic process. The coding region runs from base 164 to 2692 and encodes 842 amino acids.
CGAUAUGGACGGGCACCUUCCAUCCCAUGUCCCUGCAGAAGGCAUCUAAGAGGCCGGUGUCGCGACUAUCGUCUGCAUACACUUAGGAAGAAAAUCCUCCAUUUUCCUAUCUUCGUUUGAAUACAAAUUCAUUCAAGCAUCAAGGGACAUCGAGUUCACCAAUAUGUCAAGACCACUUUCGGACCAAGAAAAAAGGAAGCAAAUUUCCGUGCGAGGGCUCGCCGGAGUGGAAAAUGUCGCAGACAUCAAGACCAAUUUUAAUCGUCACCUUCACUUCACGCUGGUCAAGGACAGAAAUGUGUCGACGAAGCGAGAUUACUACUUCGCCCUUGCUAAUACCGUCCGCGAUCACUUGGUGGGCAGGUGGAUCAGGACCCAGCAACAUUAUUAUGAGAAGGACCCGAAACGUGUUUACUACCUCUCCUUGGAGUUCUACAUGGGGCGCGCGCUGCAGAACACCAUGGUGAACCUGGCUCUGGAGAACUCCUGCGAUGAAGCUAUGUACCAGCUGGGCCUCGACAUGGAGGAGCUGCAGGAUAUGGAAGAGGAUGCCGGGUUAGGAAAUGGUGGACUCGGACGUCUUGCUGCCUGCUUCCUGGACUCAAUGGCUACUCUGGGUUUGGCUGCGUAUGGAUAUGGCAUCCGCUAUGAAUACGGCAUCUUCAACCAGAAGAUUGCCAAUGGCUGGCAGAUUGAGGAGGCUGAUGAUUGGCUGCGUUAUGGAAACCCCUGGGAGAAGGCCCGUCCAGAGUACAUGAGACCUGUGCAUUUCUAUGGCAGGGUAGAUCACUCUGCUGAAGGAGUGAAAUGGGUCGACACUCAGGUUGUCCUGGCGUUGCCCUAUGACACCCCUGUACCUGGUUACCGGAACAACAUUGUCAACACCAUGAGAUUAUGGUCGGCCAAAGCUCCCUGCGACUUCAACCUGAAAGACUUCAAUGUUGGUGGCUAUAUUCAGUCUGUGCUGGACAGGAACUUGGCUGAGAACAUCUCCCGCGUACUCUAUCCAAAUGAUAAUUUCUUUGAAGGUAAGGAGCUGCGUCUGAAACAGGAGUAUUUCGUGGUGGCUGCCACCCUCCAGGACAUCAUCCGUCGCUUCAAGUCGUCCAAGUUCGGUUCCACGGAAGUAGUGCGUACAGACUUCAGCACCUUACCUGAUAAGGUUGCAAUUCAGCUUAAUGAUACCCAUCCUGCGAUGGCCAUCCCUGAACUCAUGAGGAUCCUAGUCGAUGAUGAGAAGGUGUCUUGGGACAAAGCGUGGGACAUAUGCCUGCGCACCUGUGCUUACACCAAUCACACCGUCCUGCCCGAGGCUCUGGAGCGCUGGCCCGUCGACCUGUUGGCGCACCUGCUACCCCGACACUUGGAAAUCAUCUACGAGAUCAAUCGGCGCCACCUUGAGCGCAUCGCUUCCCUCUACCCAGGCGACAAUGACCGGCUGUGUCGCAUGUCCCUGAUUGAGGAAGGUGGGCAUAAGAGGGUCAACAUGGCGCACCUGUGCAUCGUGGGCUCCCAUGCCAUCAACGGGGUGGCUCGUAUUCACUCCGACAUCCUCAAAGCCACCGUCUUCAAAGACUUCUAUGAGGUGGAUCCAGAGAAAUUCCAGAACAAGACCAAUGGCAUCACCCCCCGACGCUGGCUGGUCAUGUGCAAUCCUGGAUUGGCAGAGGUUAUUGCUGAGAGAAUUGGAGAAGACUACAUCCGCGAUCUGGACCAGCUGAAGAACCUGCUGAAUCUUGUGGACGAUGACACCUUCAUCCGAGAUGUUGCCAAGAUCAAACAGGAGAACAAACUAAAGUUUGCUGCGUACCUGGAGGAGCAGUACAAAGUGAAAAUCAACCCCGAAUCCAUGUUUGAUCUACAAGUCAAGAGAAUUCAUGAGUACAAGAGGCAGCUUCUAAAUUGCCUCCAUAUUAUUACCUUCUACAACCGCAUCAAGAAGGAACCCAACAAGGACUGGACUCCUAGAACCAUUAUGAUUGGUGGAAAAGCAGCCCCAGGCUACCAUAUGGCCAAGAUGAUCAUCAAGCUCAUCACUAGCAUAGGAGAAAUUGUCAAUCAUGAUCCUGUGGUAGGUGACCGGCUCAAGGUCAUCUUCUUGGAGAACUACAGAGUCACCCUGGCUGAGAAAGCCAUUCCUGCAGCCGACCUAUCUGAGCAGAUCUCCACAGCCGGCACAGAGGCCUCCGGCACCGGUAACAUGAAGUUCAUGUUAAAUGGAGCCCUCACCAUUGGCACCAUGGAUGGAGCCAACGUAGAGAUGGCAGAAGAGGCAGGCGAAGAGAACCUCUUCAUCUUUGGCAUGAGGGUGGAAGAUGUGGAAGCCAUGGACAGAAAGGGUUAUAAUGCUGCAGAAUUCUACAGCCGUAUUCCUGAGCUCAAACAGGCCAUAGACCAGAUCGGAAAAGGGUACUUCAGCCCUCAGCAGCCCGAUCUCUUCAAGGACAUCGUUCACAUGCUCAUGAAUAAUGACCGUUUUAAGGUGUUUGCCGACUAUGAAGAUUACAUGAAAUGCCAAGAUGAUGUCAAUGCUCUGUACAAGAACACCAAAGAAUGGACCAAGAAGGUGAUCCACAACAUUGCAGGCUGCGGCAAGUUCUCCAGUGACCGAACCAUUGCACAGUAUGGCCGUGAAAUUUGGGGGGUGGAGCCCAACCUUAGCAAGCUUAAUGCUCCAGAUGACCCACGCUAAGUGUUUCCAGGAUCCAAGCCUUCGCAUCUGCUGCUAUCAGGGAUUCUGCGAAAUAGAUGAUAGCAAAAAAGUACGUACUAUGAAAGGAGAAAAUAUAGUGCAUUAGGCCCGAAACCUUCCCCUUAGACUGUGCCGAAAAUUGAUGUAAGUUUGUGAAAUUAGCAAUCCUGCCACAGCUAAUGUAAACCCACACUUAACAAGUGUUCCAAUAACUAUUAACCAUUUAUAUUUAAUUGGUAGGGUAACUACAGAUUGUUCAACCUGAAUUUUAAUAAUAUUAAACAAUCUGUAAAAGGCUGUCUGUACAUUGUUGCCGCAGACAGACCCUAUAAACCACAUUAUAUAGAACUUUGCUUCCUUUACAACUGUCCCUUGUUCAUAAAGUUUUGUUACUGGUUUGUUGUGAAUGUUAGAAGAGGAUCCCCAAAAGAAUGAUGGAAUGUAUAUCUUCAUUAUGGACAGGCCGUACAAGGUGGUAAGAUGGCAUUUAUAACAAUAUACAACCACGAGUCAAGCUGAUCUCAAAAGCAACCAAACACUGUCAAAGCUUGCACUCUAUGUUGUUCAUCACCCUUUGGUACACGAUAAAUAUAACCAUCCCAACAAAAUUACAAAAUAAGUGAUUGAAGUAAAUACAUUUACUUCGAAACAGCUUUUUCUGUCUGGCAAACACAUCACCCAUCACAUUUGAAUUUCUACCCCAGCUUUCACUGAAGACUUAAGUGAUGGAAAUAGGAAUCCACACAUGGAUGUGCUUUGGCAACACCAGACUGAAACAAAACAAAAAUUACAAUUAGCCGUGUGUCGUUAUUUGUGUGUAGAUAUGCAUGCACUGAAGUGAAUGUACACAGGUGAUUUAUCAUUCCCCUGAAACAUAGUCCUUCUUUGCUGUUGUAUCUAAGAAUUUUCUUUCUAAGGGAAUGUAUCUUGACUUAUUAUGAUAAACAGCUCACGAUCAUAACCACUUCUGCUAACGAAAGAAUGUUUUUCAGCAAAACAUGCAUUUCUCUGUCAUUGUUCUUUGUCUUCUGUGAACAUCAGUUUUCAGAAAAUUAGUGUCUAUGAAAACAUCUCACUGAAAUCCCAUUAUAUACAUGUAAAUGCAUAUAGUUAUGUCAAAAACCAUUAAACGAUUAUCACAAUAAAA